Messenger RNA from Ixodes scapularis (black-legged tick), 1055 nucleotides. RefSeq names its product somatomedin-B and thrombospondin type-1 domain-containing protein (gene vex). The transcript is spliced from 4 exons. The record is from RefSeq and is a predicted model, not a curated record. Bases 48 to 899 code for a protein of 283 amino acids. Lineage: Eukaryota; Metazoa; Arthropoda; Arachnida; Ixodida; Ixodidae.
CGGCCAGCGUCCCUCGUCACAAGGAGCUCUGCAGGCCUGGCAUCAAGAUGCGUCUCGUGCGGUGGCUCCUUGCGGUCGGCUCCUGGGUCCUGGUACAGGCGGCACCGGACCCUGCUCGCAGGCAGGCCGAGGGCUCGUGCAGGGCGGCCGGGCUUUGCUGUCCCGGCAGGGACGCCUCGUGCGUCGUCCAGAAGGCCGUCCUCAACACCAUCGUGGAGGACCCCGACGAGGGGGCCUGCUACUGUGACCACGCGUGCCUCAGGCUCGGGGACUGCUGCCACGACUUCAAGGAGUCCUGCGGAGUGGUGGACUGCCAGAUGUCCGAGUGGGGUCCCUGGUCCGAAUGCGACGCCAGCUGCGGUCCGGGCGUCAUGAGCCGAGACCGCACCGUGCUGGGCCAGCCGCGCAACGGAGGCCUGCCCUGCACCGAGCUGCUGCAGCGGCGGGGCUGCUACGGCAUGCGCUGCGAGAGCAUGCCGGACGACACCCUGCACAGAGAGACGGCGAUGUUGCUGCCGGUAACGUUCUCCCAACUUCGUUACAUGAACGACUCGUACGACAUCCGACAAAACUUGAAGUACUUGCCGAAGAGCGAGCUCAGCAAAGAAAACAAUGCCACCAAGCCGUACGUGGUACUCUUCGAGGUGACCAAGACGCGCAAGGCGUGCGAGACGCUGGAGGCCUUCAGCGUACUCAAGUCGAGCCAGCACUUGUGCGUCUCCUGCGAAUCGACGGCCAUGCGCAAGCACUUGGGACAUCGCUGCACGGGCCACGGCAUCGAGGGCAUGAACACGCGGUUCGCGGCCCUGGGACACCUCCACUGCCACGGACGCUGGCAGCGCGUGGACACGCUCCAGCACUGCCCCCACGGACGCCAGCCAGACUUCAUCUUCGUCUAGUCACACGGCCACAUACGGGAGGCCCUAUACUAUCGAUGUUGCGUCUUGCCCCGAUCUGCCGGAACGUGGUGUUGCCAAAUGAGUUUAAAUGAUACAAAAGUAGCGUAUAUAGUUACGAAUGACAGGGCGUCAUCUUCGAACAAUCCGCCUCUGCCA